AAACGUGACUAGUACACAACCACCACAAAAGGGAGGAGUUUUUUAAUUCGCGAAGAAUUGAAAGUUUGAUAAAGGAAUAAUAGUAUAGAAUGCUUGUGCUAGUAAUUGGUGAUUUUCAUAUUCCUAAUCGAUCACCAAAAUUAUCUGAAAAGUUUCGGCAGCUUUUGGUUCCUGGAAAAAUCAAUCAAAUUAUAUGUUUGGGAAACCUGACGAGUCCAUCUAUAUAUGACUAUUUAAAGCAUGUAUGCGCAGAUUUAAAACUAGUAAGAGGAGCUUAUGACAUAGAAAACAAAUCGCCGAUAGCUGGAAAGUUGAUAUUGGGCUCUUUCAAAGUAGCAUACACAAGCGGGCACCUAAUUGUCCCUCAGGACAGUCCUGAAGCUUUAAGUAUACUAGCUAGAGAAAUGGAUGCUGAUAUUGUUCUUUAUGGAAAUACGCAUAAGUUUUCUGCCUUUGAAUUGGAUAAUUGCUUCUUUGUGAAUCCUGGUUCCGCAACAGGAGCACCGACCGUAUCGGCUGCUAACGAUGAUACCAAAAUAACACCCAGUUUCGUAUUAAUGGAUGUUCAGGGGGCUGUUCUUAUUUUAUACGUUUACCGAAUUUUCGAUGGAGAAGUUCGAGUGGAAAAAAUGCAGUACAGAAAGCCAGAAUAAGUUUAAUUCAUCAUUAGUUAUAACUAGGCUUUCAACGUAAUUUCGCGGACUUAUUUCAUUUCAUAGGAAUACGAAUGAUUACUUUUCUUCUUUCGUUUGCUUGCAAUGACCGAUAUACGCCUACAACUAGCUUGUGUAAUUUGAAUUUAAAUAAUGUAUGGGCCUACUGCGAGUCGAGAAUCUUCGCUCAAGAUUUAUCAUGACACUAAAGGAAUGUUAUAAUAAAAACCUAAUUUGAUUACCUU
Messenger RNA from Schizosaccharomyces cryophilus OY26, 898 nucleotides. Its product is annotated as retromer complex subunit Vps29. The record is from RefSeq and is a predicted model, not a curated record. Bases 90 to 653 code for a protein of 187 amino acids. NCBI's taxonomy places the organism in Eukaryota, Fungi, Ascomycota, Schizosaccharomycetes, Schizosaccharomycetales, Schizosaccharomycetaceae. The transcript has 2 exons. Gene Ontology annotation, cellular component: retromer complex; endosome. Gene Ontology annotation, biological process: intracellular protein transport; retrograde transport, endosome to Golgi.